Coregonus clupeaformis (lake whitefish) is the source of this 1006-nucleotide messenger RNA. RefSeq names its product serum amyloid P-component. The record is from RefSeq and is a predicted model, not a curated record. The coding region runs from base 126 to 806 and encodes 226 amino acids. The transcript is spliced from 4 exons. Lineage: Eukaryota; Metazoa; Chordata; Actinopteri; Salmoniformes; Salmonidae.
AAUUCCUGGCAGCCAGGGGCGUUUUACAUUAUAGGCGACUCGCUUGCAUAACUAACCUGUUUCACAAUGACUGAUGAUGAGUAUUUAAACAAAAAGAGAAUCAGUUAUUUUACAAAACCGGCAAGAUGGAGAGACUCUUUCUUGUGCAUGUCCUGUUUACAAUGUGCUGGGCUGUGCCUCAAGACCUCUCAGGUAAAAUGUUCACAUUUCCAAAGGAGUCCAACUCUGAUCAUGUGAGGCUAAUGCCAACGGUAGAAAACUAUUCUUCUGUGACAGUAUGUCUCAGGUAUUUCACAGAUGUCAAGAGGGCGUUUUCCAUCUUUUCCAUGGCAACUCCGACAAGCCCCAAUGACUUUCUGUUGUUCAAAAAGUCCAAUGGUGACAUGGAUCUAAAUGUUAGAAAUGUGGCAAGUACAUUCACAGGGCUACCAGGCGAGCAGAACAUGUGGAUGUCUCUGUGUGGGAGCUGGGACUCAGUCACCGGACUUAGUCAGGUUUGGUUAAAUGGGAAGCCAAGUGCAAGGAAGAUGGGAUACUCUGCUGGGAAUGUGCUGAAUGGAAAACCCAUCAUAAUCCUAGGUCAGGAGCAGGAUGCUUAUGGUGGAAAUUUUGAUAAAGGACAAGCAUUUAUUGGUCACCUCAGUGAUGUGCACAUGUGGAAUUAUGUUCUGUCACCUUGUGAGAUCCAGCGCUUCACAAGCGACUUAAAUUUUACCCCUGGGAAUGUCCUUAACUGGAGGUCCCUCGAGUACACGAUUGAUGGGCUUGUGGUUCUAGAAAACAAGCAAACACCCUGCCAACAAUGAGCAGUGCCAACCAAUCAUUCAGCGUUGUUGAGAAAUGUUGAUUAUAAUCAAACAUCUGAAUAUGCAAGUGUGUCUAUUCACAACUAUUCUGCAAAUCAUAAUAAAACGUGUUUUUCUAAUCAAAUCAAGAAAAACAUUAUAUUAUUUUCUAAAGCAAUAUCCUCCAAUGAAUCUAAUAAAAUUACACUCUUUAUAGUAAA